Molecule: messenger RNA, 1521 nt
Organism: Trichosurus vulpecula (common brushtail)
Lineage: Eukaryota; Metazoa; Chordata; Mammalia; Diprotodontia; Phalangeridae
Gene: TMBIM4
Product: transmembrane BAX inhibitor motif containing 4
Exons: 7
Coding region: 99-815 (238 amino acids)
Biological process (GO): negative regulation of apoptotic process
Cellular component (GO): membrane
Source: RefSeq, a predicted model, not a curated record
CCCCGGUAAGCCCCAGAGUGGGCGGGGCCGGGGGGAAGUGCCGGGCGGGGCCGAGCUGUCUCCCCGUCAGUGCUGCCGCUGCCGCCGCCGCCGCCGCCAUGGCCACCCCGGAGCCCAGCUACUCUCGCUUAUCCCUCGAGGAUGACUUCAACUACGGCACUAGCGUGGCUUCUGCAAGCGUCCACAUCCGAAUGGGUUUUCUGCGUAAAGUCUACAGCAUUGUUUUUCUUCAAGUUCUCUUAACUACUGUGACAUCAGCAACUUUUAUGUACUUUAAUAGCAUACAGAUCUUUAUAUCUAAAAGCCCUGCUUUGAUGUUGGUGUCUCUCCUCGGAUCUUUUGGUUUGAUUCUGGCAUUGAUGUUAUACAGGCAUAAACAUCCUAUUAACUUUUACCUGCUCUUUGGAUUUACACUUUUGGAAUCUUUGAGUGUUGCUGUAGCAGUGACUUUCUAUGAUGUGUAUGUUGUUCUGCAAGCUUUUAUGUUGACUACUGCAGUAUUUCUUGGUUUGACUCUAUACACUUUACAAUCCAAGAGAGAUUUCAGCAAAUUCGGAGCCGGGCUCUUUGCCUUUUUGUUUAUUUUGCUCUUGUCAGGAUUUUUGAGGUUCUUCUAUAAUAAUGAAUUGGUGGAGGUCAUCUUUUCUGCAAUGGGAGCUCUUCUGUUCUGUGGAUUCAUCAUUUAUGACACUCACCUACUGAUGCAUAAACUGUCCCCUGAAGAGUAUAUAUUGGCCGCCAUCAACCUCUACUUGGAUAUUAUUAAUCUGUUCCUGCACCUAUUGCGUUUAUUAGAAGCAUUUAAUAAAAAGUGAUUGAGGACAAUAAAAUGUUUGAUUAAAUAAUGAGGCUUGGAAUAUAGAUGGUGAGAUUGAAGCUUUACUAUUUUUUCAUAUCUACCUGCUACCAGAUUUUUGAUUUAGAACUUAGAAUAAUGUUUCAUAUUGCUCUCCAUUUGAUUUUGGAUUCUCCAUCAAAAUGUUUAAAUUUAAUAGCUCUAACAAUAUUUAUUCUUUGUAAAGACUAGAAUUAGGUUUUGCAACCAAGGAAAUUCUUAAUUAAGGUUUUAUGUUGACUUUCAUUUCAGUAAUGAGGCAUUAAAAAUCUUGUCAUUUUUUUUCCUGCUCUAAAUUUGCCAUAGGUUGAUAGUUUGCAAUUGAGAAUUGAAUCAUGAAUACAUAAUAUAAAAUUAAGGCUUUCUUUGUAGAGUGAUUUUAUUUUUUAUAUUUCUCCUUAAGUACUAUUUUGAAAGUUUUUAUUUGAUUUGCAUUAUAUUUUGAAGGCUUAGUUCCAUUAAUCUUAAUCAGAAAGAAAGUAUUUAAUUGAACAUUUUGGAGCUGUGCAACUGACACUUUCAGAAUAUUCAGUAUUGUAAUAAAAGAUCUAUUUUAAGAUAAAGUAUAAACAAUUACAAAUAUUUAAAUGCUGUAUAGGUUUAACUUUAAAUUCAGAACAUGUUCAUGUAUGUAGGAUAUGCAUAUGCUAUUAAACAACCUGCAUUUCAAAAUGUAGGCAGAAAAA